AUGGACAACAUCAUCCGCAUUCACAACGCCAAUAACGAGUUGGCAUGGCGGGAGGUCCUAAAGUGGGAGGCCAUGCACGCGGAGUACGUUCUUUGGCUUUAGUCUGUCUACACUUAUUUAUUUAUUUAGCCUCCCGCCUUAUUGAUGAUGGGGAUGGCAUUACCGGAUAGUCGUUGGGAAACAUUUUAGAAUCGUAAUCUCGCUUAGGUAGGGGUCGACUUCCACUCGGACCAGAUUGGAGUUCUAACCCAGUUUGUGAGUUGCAUUGCAAAUUUUCGCCUUUAUUGGCCACAGUAAAACAGAAACCGCACGUAAUCUCUUAACGUUCAUUUAUUGCACUACUCAGGAUGUUAAAGUCCAGAGGUUGAAUGGCUGUGACGGGUAGGAAGCUGUGUUGUAUGUACUGUCUGAUUGCCUAAGUAGUCAGUCCCACGACGACUUUAUGAACUGUCCACUGCUGGACAAGAGAAGAACAGACCAGCUGUCUACAGACUUACCUUCUCGAAAUUCCCUGGUCGGAUGAGAGUCUAUUUUGGGGCUUUUAAUUAUGACACCAGUUGGUCUCGAACGUUUUUGCCCUUCACAGUGGUAAGCCGAAAGUCUUGCUUUACGGUGUCUCCGCUCCUUCAUUGCAACCCCGAUUACCUUACUCGACGCCGCUACUUUUUAAUCUUUAGUGAGUGUCUCACUCCAAAACUGCGGAGGUUUGCGGGCGACUCCCAGAACUACUCCCUGCGCGCACGAUUUCGUCGUAUGCUAGGGUAAGUGGCCCGGGAAAUUUGUGCAAUUUUUCGUUGGCUGCCUUUGUGUCGCAAAGCGUUUUCCAACCCCUUUAUUCCAAAAUUAAACCCUGCACGUUUCCGUAAGAGACGCCUUCAAUUCUAUGGUGGAUGCCGCCUAACUCAAAGGUCCUGCUUGUAUAGCAAUUCUUGUCAGGUCACUUUCUCUUUCCCUUUCCUCUCAUUUAUCUUCUCCUCGCCUAUUUCUCAUCAAGAAAAUCAAAACCCAUACUGUAUUUCCGAUUUUCACUGUUGUGACCAUCUGUGCUGUUUUAUCCCCACCGCCACGACUCCUAAUCCGUCUUCCCCGAAAUGGUGAAUUAUAAGGAGAGAUUUGAUGGGCGAAAUGACAAGGCUGCAAGGGGUGAAGUCUGCCCUCUCAUUUUUCUGCUAAGAUUCCAGCACAGACCACUGAUCCAUGCGAAGUGUGCUCGUUUCGUUUUGAUUACUGAGUUUAUAUUGAUCCAUCUGUGAAAAACUCGUCGCCUCGGUGAGAUUCUAACCCACACAGUAAGGGGAAGGCCUUAGUACAGCCAAGGCUCUAACCACUUGAGCUACGAGGCCCCGCCGGACGACGCGAGUUUUAUCACAUUUGGGUCAAGUUUCCCGCCCAACCUACUGCAACGCCUGGAAUCCACAAAAUCUGAUACAGUAAGUUGACUGCCCAAGCAGGAUUUCCUAAGUAAUUCACCUAGAAUCCACCAGAUGACUACCGAUCUCACGUAAUUCAUUAAUAUUUUGGAAGAUUUUGAGUAAUUCAUAUUGACCCAAUUGUGAAAAACUCGGCGCCUCGGUAUGAUUCGAGCCUACGCAGUGAACUCGCGUCGUCCGACGGGGCCUCGUAGCUCAAGUGGUUAGAGCCUUGACUGUACUAAAGCCUUUCCAUUACUGCGUGGAUUCUAAUCCCACCGAGGCGCCGAGUUUUCACAGUUGGGUCAAUAUGAAUUAUUCAAAAUCUGCCAAAACAUUUAUGGAAUACUGAGUUGUUUACGCGAGUUAGCACUUUCGAUGCAAUAAGCCAGGUCUGAGCACAGUUUUGAGCUGCCAAGACGUCAGAUGUCGAAAAUUGCUUACUCGUUGUGAUGAAUCGAAUUCCCCAGAAUAACCGGAGCGAAGAGUUCAGUCAGCCCAGGCCAUGGCGGAGCACGGUCUAGUCACCGUAUCUGUGAAAAGAUUCAUCGCGACACCUGAAACUGGACCCGCUCACGGGCCUAACUCCGACAAUCCGGCCAAAAGAUCCUAUCGAAAACAAGGGUCAGUCAGCCGUCUUAUACCUUCAGUGCAGCUAUUGAGAGGGCGAGUACGACGAAAGCCAGCCGUGAACCCCAGUCGGGUACUUGGAUACCUGAAAUCAGCAGCGGCAACCGAUGUCGCGAGAACGGGGUCUGCUUUCAACUUUGA
Messenger RNA from Spirometra erinaceieuropaei, 2180 nucleotides. The record is from the annotation of a GenBank genome assembly. Lineage: Eukaryota; Metazoa; Platyhelminthes; Cestoda; Diphyllobothriidea; Diphyllobothriidae.